GCCAACAGUUUGUGAGCCGUAAUAGGCCUAUAUAGAUAGAUAGGCCAGCGAACAUCACUCAAAUCAAUUCUAUAAGCCAGCAAUGUUUACUGGAGAAACGGCAGCUGAGGAGAAUUGAAAGUAUCGCCGACAAAUUGUGUCACAUAUGUUUGUAUUUGUUGAGAGAGGGAGAUAUACGGACGGAACUGGACACGAGACGGUAAAUAGACGAUACUCGAACACAUGACAACAGCAGUAAGUGUUUUGAGUGAAGGUUGGUGUUUUUGUCGAUUAGAAAAUGUUUUGAUAUUAAAAAAAAAAAAAAAAAAAAAAUUCAAUGCAACAAAUAGAGAAGUCAUUAACCUAUUAACAACAUGAUCUGGACUACCUGGACUAACUUAAAGCACGUCUUCUUUAGGAAAUACGCAAGGCAGCAUCCGUAACAGCAUGUGAGUGAAGGGCGAUGAGAGCAAAUGACCUUUGUUUUGUGAUACUCAAAAUGCCAGGAAUAAACGUCUCCUUUUACUUUCGAGCUUAUAGACGAUGAACGGAAUAUUGUUCAACAGAUACAAACACGGACUUAGUGUUAGGUGGAAUAGCACACGUUCUUGUUAUGUUUGUGAUGUUUUGUUGGCGUUAAUUAGUUAAAGAUUCUAUUUGUGACACAAUCAUCUACAGACCAAGGGCAAGCCAGAAUGUCAGUAACACGUAAUGGAUUAAGAUGGUAAUUGACAUUUUCUGUCCGGAUCUUAACGUUCAAGCGGCACUCAGCUUCAUGGCAACCAUGUGGAUGGUUUCUCUGACUAGAGUUAAUUCCGACGACGUUAAGGAAUAUUACUACGCACCUCUUGCAUACGGUUCGGCUAGUUCCGGUUGUAAGAUGACACUUCAAGCGUACCCUAAUGUCGCGGAUGGAAAAGCAUUAUAUAUUACUAUGGCGACCAGAUACAACGAAACGUACACCGAUGACACAAACCUAACCCUGGACUCUUCAAAGAUGUACAAAUCAUCCAUAAUAUCACACGUUCACCAAUUCACAUCAGACGCUCGCCCAAAUAUGCAGAUAUUGUCAGACAAAGGUGACCCCAUGUAUAUCCCCUCAUCACAUCAACAGGCGACAGAUUAUUUACUUCUGCUGGACGACGCCAGUCAACAUGGAGGACAAGCAGUAUAUGUGGUCGGCAUGAACGACAACACGACAGUCAAUGUAUAUAUGAAUACUAACGUCUCUUCACAUGCUUCUACGGAGAUGGUCGCUUCUAUGCAAAUCAACAAUUAUGAUACAGUAUUGUUGAACUCUACAUAUACUGUAGACGGUGUCCGACUGAAUAGCAGUCUGUGCUUUGGUAUUGUUGUGAUGUCAGGGGAUGUUUGGAACCAAUGCAAUUUCAGUACAGAUUCUACGUGGGAACGGCUUCCAUCCACAACCUUUAUGGGUCGAGAGUUCCAUAUCAUGUCUCCGUCAAACCAGACUGUCCACAUUUGUAAAUUUAUAGGUUCACAGAGAGGAAAUCUGUCAAUUUACAAAGACGGAAAUUCCACUGUUUACGACACGUUACCAUAUACGUCACUGACAGUGAACUUGACAGGUCAACCGGAAGUCGUUGUGUCGUCUGCUGAACCAAUUCAAACGCUUUGUACGACGUGGGUGCAGCAGCAAACGUCACACGAGCAACAGGUGUACCGGAAUCAGUAUUUACCACUUCCGGUAGACCUCAUGUCAGGUUGUAAUGUUGCUAUUGUCCAAAACUGCGAAAAUAAAACCUGUAUUCUUGCCAUGAGCGCGAGCACAACGGAAGCUUUAGAUAUCCGACAAUCGAGUGAGAAAUCAAAAUCUACUGUCUUGUGUGUUCGGACUAGUGUACUUGGAGACCGCAAAUACCAAAUAUGGGACUUAUGGAAUCUAACCGACGGUGUGUAUGUACUGGAAACACAGGAUAGCGCCCCUCUCAUGGUGUUCAUUCUGGACCUAUUUUCCGGGCGCUUCUUUCCACUUGAACGUUCAACUUGUAACGCAUCAAUAGACUCACAAUCAAUCCAAGGCACAUCUGGGAACAAACCUGUUUCGAAUGCUGCCAUACAUUCCGCUCAGUCAUUAGCUGCAAAUGUAACAGGAGAACCAAGCGUCUCCUUACUUAGCAAUACAACGGAAGUCAAUUCCAACGGCACGUCCAACUCUAGCUCAAUCAACACUACACCAGUGGCAUCAACCGUGAAAACAACAACAAAACACGUGGUAGUUGUAUCACAAUAUUCAUUCAUGUAUGACGGAGUUUCAGAUGACGACAGAAUUCUUAAUGAGUAUAUGAUAGCUGUUAUUGUUUCUCUCGGGACGGCCAUUUUUGCUGUCAUCGCAUUCCUUUCUACUUUUCUAUUAUUAGAAGUUCUCUCCAGGAGGAGACAACUUGGAAACAGCAAAAUCAGACCAAUGGUCUCUUAGACACGUCUACACAUAUAGUUACUUUGUCUUCAGCAACGUUUUCAUGUUACUUCUUGUUUUUGUUGGUAUCUUAAUUAUGAAUCAAAUAAAUCUAUUUUUAC
Molecule: messenger RNA, 2520 nt
Organism: Mizuhopecten yessoensis (Yesso scallop)
Lineage: Eukaryota; Metazoa; Mollusca; Bivalvia; Pectinida; Pectinidae
Exons: 5
Coding region: 701-2419 (572 amino acids)
Source: RefSeq, a predicted model, not a curated record